ACAAUAAACAAAUGUGAGGUCAGUUCAAUUGAACAACAUUCAUGCUCUCUGAUUGGCUGGCUCACACGCGUGGAAACUAAGCCCAUUGGUCAGCCUCCAGCAUUCCCAGCGUGAUUGAGGUUUACUGUAAACCUCUGAUGAUGAACACCAAGGCAAGGCCACCAAUUGGAGAGGUUGAGCUUAAUGAAUAAUUAGAGGCAGAGGCCAAGUGUGCAGGUAUAGUCAUGAGUGGACAUAGGCGGGGAGGGUGGGGUUUUCUUUUCUCGCUUUUUAAGCAUUAAGUAACAUGGUGUGUCUGUCCCACAGUUAGUCCAGCAUAAAUGUUUGUUCAGAGAGAGAGAGAGAGAGAAUAUUCCCAUGAUUGAAGACUUUAUUUUCAUAUUCUGCCAGAAAGAAAGGCUUUCAUUUUCAGCAUAGGACAAGCACUGGACACUUUUUCCGACCAGUCACAUGAAGAUGGAAUAUAUGGUGCCCUUUGCAUUAUUCUUACAUGUCUGCCUCGGGCAAGCUCUUGCAGUGGUGGUGACUCCUGAAAACUCUCCUGCCGCCAUAGUCGUGGGGCAAAAUGUGACCCUGAAACCUAAUCCUCCUUACACUAUUACUCAUGGAGCAUGGAAUUUUGAGAGCAACCUAAUACUGUUUUGGUACCCCGGGGAUAAUGUCACCCAAUCACCGUACGAAAAUAGGAUAUUUUUUAACGAAAGUAAUGCUUCCCUGACUCUAACGUCUCUCCAAGUUGGUGAUUCUGGACAAUAUCACUGUAAUGGAGUCAGGCCCAGAGCCUUUAACAGGGUGUUAACUUUAUCAGUUCAAGUGCCAAUCUCAAAUGUGAACAUGACGGUGUCUGACACCAAUUUAAUUGAGUUCAACGACACUGUCACUCUCAACUGUUCUGCCUCUGGAACCCCUCUCUGGUUCCAGUGGAUCAACGGAACGUCUGCUGUGACAGCCAGCGACCGGGUCCAAUUUAAUAAUGGCAGAAAUGUUCUCACUAUCAAACCUGUGACUAGAUUUGAUACAGGGCCAUUUUCCUGUAAUGUGUUCAACAACGUAAGCCAGGAGCAUAGCUGGUCGGUCCACCUCAACAUCAGCUAUGGACCGAGUAACCUCACGUUGGAAGUGGCCCCAGACAAGAUGGCAUAUAUGUCUGGGUCCAGUGUUACGCUCACUUGCUCUGCUGAGUCCAACCCGGCAGCUUCAUAUAUGUGGCUGUUUAAUGAUACACCGUUGAACAAAGUUGGUGGGCUUCUCGAACUCACCGAUUUACAGAUGAAUGAAACUGGCCAGUACACAUGUCUGGUCCACAACAGCGUAACUUCUAGAUAUGAAAAAAUCUCAAGAUCUGUCAUCAUUGUUGAUCCAAUAUCAGCUGUGGCGGUAAAUCAAGUUGGAACCCCCAUACUGAACUUGACAUUCACACUGAGCUGUGUUGUGAAGGGGCCUGUGGACUCCAUUCACUGGAUGAAGAGCAAUAUUUACCUCCCUGCAGACAACAGGAUCUCCACCUCUAACAAGAAUGCGACGUUAACUUUCACACCAGUGGAAAUGUCAGAUAAUGGAACAUACUCAUGCAUGGCCUCCAAUGCUGUGAGCAACAAAACAAGCGAUUACAUGCUCACGGUUAACUAUGGACCUAAGAUGCCCGUCAUUUUGGGACCCUCAAUCAUAGCAACAGCAUCCAACUUGAUGCUUAGUUGCUCUGCUGCAUCUUGGCCACCCAGUAAUUUCACCUGGUACUUUAAUGGCCUGCUGGUGAAAGAAGGCCCAGACUACAAAGUGGACAACCUUAGGUUGAGCAACAGUGGAAACUACACCUGUUCAGCUCAUAAUGACAUCACAAAUAUCACUAAGAUGGUCACUAAAGAAGUCAAAGUCAUCGACCUCAUAAGCAGUGCCACCAUUAAAAUCACCGGAAACCCCCCUGUCGAUCUCAAGCGUUUCACGCUGACCUGCGAGGCCAUUGGCGCUGUCUAUGACCGCUACUGGAUGAUGGACGGCAUGGCCCUCAACCUGAACAUGAGCCGCAUGUCCCUCUCUGAGGACAACAGCACGCUGACCUUCAACCCUGUGCUAACGUCAGAUGAUGGAAGCUACACGUGUAUGGCCUCCAACCCUCUGAACAACGUUACUAGCCCCAUGUUUUUCCUCAAAGUCAACUAUGGACCUAAGACGCCUGUAAUCACUGGCCCAAUGCAGCCUGUCAAGGCUGGCUCCAAUGUGACCCUCAACUGUAACGCAGCCUCUGAGCCACCCAGCAACUAUACCUGGUACUUCAAGAACGGGAUGGAAAGUGGCUCGAUGUAUGUGAUAAAUGAAGCCACAUCAUCCAACAGUGGAAAUUACACCUGUGUUGCCAAGAAUGAUGUCACCAAACAGAAUAGCAGCACUCUCAAAGAGCUAGUGGUUAUUGAUCCAAUCUCAGCAGUCAUGAUAAUGGAAGGUGAGCCCCCCAUACUCAACAUGACAUUCACCCUGAGCUGUAAUGUGACUGGGCCCGUGGACUUCAUUCACUGGAUGAUUAACAGCAGCUCCUACCUGCAAUCAAACGACAGGAUCUACUUCUCUAAUGGCAACAGGACAUUAACUUUCAAACCUGUUGAUCACUGUGAUAACGGGGAUUACCAGUGUGUUGCCAUGAAUGCUGUGAGCAAACUAAACAGCUCUGAGUACAUGCUGAUGGUUAACUAUGGGCCUGAUAACGUGACUAUAUCUGGGCCAUCCAUCCUAGCCACAGGAUCUAAUGCAACCUUCACCUGCGAUGCCUCCUCUUGGCCUCCCAGUAUCUUCCUUUGGUUCAACAAUGGGUUUACAGUGGGAAUGAGCUCCGUGUAUAAAAAAUACUCACUCAGCCCUGCUGAUAGUGGGGAGUACAUCUGCACUGCACACAACAACAUUACUGACCUCUCCAGCUCUGCCACUAAGAUGCUGACAGUCAUUGAUCCGAUAUCAAAGGUUAUGGUGAAUGAAGAUGAUGGACCCCCCAUACUCAACAUGACAUUCACCCUGAGCUGUAAUGUGACUGGGCCCGUGGACUUCAUUCACUGGAUGAUUAACAGCAGCUCCUACCUGCAAUCAAACGACAGGAUCUACUUCUCUAAUGGCAACAGGACAUUAACUUUCAAACCUGUUGAUCACUGUGAUAACGGGGAUUACCAGUGUGUUGCCAUGAAUGCUGUGAGCAAACUAAACAGCUCUGAGUACAUGCUGAUGGUUAACUAUGGACCAUGGGAUACUGUUAUCACUGGGCCACACGUAGCAGCGCCUGGAUCAGACGUGACAUUUCACUGUUCUGCUACCUCCUUGCCCCCUAGUGCCUACAGCUGGUACUACAAUGGAUCAAUGAUUGGAGAGGGUGCUCAGCUGGAGCUGCCUAACCUUACCUUCAAUAAGAGUGGAGAGUACACCUGCAAGGCUCAUAACAAUAAAACAAGCAUGGACAGCUCUGCCUCCAUAAACCUACGGGUGAUCCCCCCUCUGACAGUAGUUACAAUUGAGACUGAUGGUCAGCUACCGAUACUUGGCAGAUCAUUCAAGUGUAACUGCAGUGCUAACAGUGAGACCACCUCCAUUUACUGGAUGAAAAAUGGGAUGUACCUGAGCUGGAAUGGCACAGUGUCCUUCUCUGAGGACAAUGUCACCAUGACCAUAGCCUCUGUGAUGCAUGAUGACAAUGGAGAAUAUCAGUGCACAGCCAUCAAUGAUGUCAGUGAGAAAACCAGUUCAUUGUACAACCUCAGAGUGAACUUUGGGCCGAAUAAUGUCAGCAUCUCUGGACCUGAGCUUGCAGAGACAGGAGAGAAUGUGACGUUUAACUGCUCUGCCACCUCGUGGCCCCCAAGUGGCUUCAGCUGGUACUUCAGUGGCUCUUGGGUGGCUAACGGCUCCAGCUACACAACUGAGCCACUGGCCUUAAAAGGCAGUUGGAACUAUACCUGCAUGGCACACAACAACAUCACAGGACUUCACAGCUCUGCCUCAAUGAAGUUAAUGGUCUUUGAUGCCAUAAACUCUAUUGUGGUGAAGCCAAAGCCGGUCAUUCCCAUGGAUUCUGAAAACUUCUUGCUCUACUGUGACAUUGAUGGGCCACACGACAGUAUCAAGUGGAUUAGGGACAGUCAACCCUUGAUCUCCAACAACACCGUUACCAUCUCCAAUGACAGGACCACUGUAUCUUUCAAACCCCUCGGGACGGCCAAUGAUGGGCUGUACCAGUGUGUGGCAGAAAACAUUGUGAAACAGCAUUUCAGUGAACCCUACAACCUCAGUGCCAGUUAUGGCCCAAGUGACGUCCUUAUCUCCAUUACCACUCAGAACCCCUUCACUCUCACCUGUCAGGCUGUAUCUCAGCCGCCCAGUCAAUACGAGUGGAUCAUUGAUGAUGAGCUAAAAGGAAACAGCAGUACAAUAGAGAUGACGCUCUUCGUCGCACUUAGACUUGACACAAUUACGUGCAAGGCCAAGAACCCACGGACCAACGAGACUGUUGCAGCCACCUUUGAAAUGCCAGAUUUGAGUGCUGCUCCUCCUCUUCAGUCUCGGGUUGACCUGAUCCUCACAGUCCUGCUGGCUCUUUCCCUCUGCCUGCUUGGGAACAGGUUUUCUUAAACCCUUCCAUUUAAAACUCUCAUCUGUUCUUCCCACUGUCUAGCUACAUUGUCUUCUUCUUAUGUCAGAUUGGACAUUGAUGAGGCAACCCAGCUAUGCCUAGUAAUCUUUUGUAUUAGAUUAAAGUGUAUUUAUUAACACAUACUGUCUCAGAGUUAUAAGAUAUAGUUGUGUUGCAAACGUGUGCCUAUAACAUGUACCAGAAACAAUUGAAAUAUGAGGCAUUUGAAUGCAGUACAAAUCAAGAAUAUACGUCAUUCAAUAUAUAUAUAUUAAUGCAGUUUCAAAAGUGUCAAAAGUGACAUUUUGCUUUAUUUAUACUUAUAUUAUCUUAUUUAUGAAGGGUUAACUGUUCUCAUAUCAUGAUGCACUUUUUGUUGAAAGAACUAUGCCUUAGACCCUUCAAUACCUUUCGUUCUGAAUAAAUGCAUAUAUAUUUUAAUCUGA
Alosa alosa (allis shad) is the source of this 5052-nucleotide messenger RNA. RefSeq names its product hemicentin-1-like. The record is from RefSeq and is a predicted model, not a curated record. Lineage: Eukaryota; Metazoa; Chordata; Actinopteri; Clupeiformes; Clupeidae. The coding region runs from base 451 to 4605 and encodes 1384 amino acids. The transcript is spliced from 17 exons.